AUGAGAGAUUUUCAUCUGCUGAGUAUUUUUUUGUUAAUUCUAUUGAUAUUUGGAAAAACAGAAUCAAGUGAAUUGUCGCGAUGUUGUUCGGGUGGUGCUCGACAUUUUCAACAAACCGCCACUUGCUCGGCAAUCAGGAGUGAAGGUUCCUCAAUGCUUUGCGUGCGAACGGCGUCGAUUUGUUGUUUGAGAUCGUUGAUGGACGCUUCUUGUGAUGCAGGAGCAACAAUGGGGAAAAACGAGCAAACGUGUCCGACGAACAUUAACGUACUUGGUGGAGGGUUGAAAAAGGAAUGCUGUGAUUGCUGUCUUCUCGCCCAGGAACUUGUUCGUCGAAAUGAACCUUGCUUGCCUCCAAAUGGCUUCUCGGCAGUCUGUCUCCGAUCGUUCAAUCGUUGUUGUCAAUCGGAUAUCGAGAUCACACCGGCUGUCAUCGUUCAACAAAAGCAGCCGACUGCUGGUAGGGAUUCAAAAGAUGGCUCCUUGUUAAGAAUUGGUGAUCGAUGUCUGAGCAAUCCGUGUGAUCAUCUUUGCACUGACAGUGGUGGUGAGAAUGUGGAGUGUUCCUGUCGUGAUGGAUUUGAUUUGGGAGCUGAUGGGACAUCGUGUAUCGACAUUGAUGAAUGUUCACGCAAAGCGUUUCCUUGUCGCGCACAAACGAUUUGCAUCAACACAAAAGGAUCGUUCAUUUGUCGACCGUUUCGCACAGCAAAUCGGCAUAAGAAUGCAAAUCGAACGACAUCUGCACGAUCCAGUAAACUCGUUCAACCACCGGAUAGAUCGAGAACCGAACCGAGAACCGAACCGAGAACCGAGAACGAGAAGCGUCAACAACAACCGCUCACCUAUGCACCACCGCAACCAUUGCAAGCAAAGGGAGCAAGGACUCAAGUGGAUCAACAAGGACAUUCGCUGAGACCAGGACCAAAGGGAAGAUGUCCGAAAGGAUACGAAUUGAGGCAGCAACUAUGUUUUGAUAUCGACGAGUGUAUUCUUUUGUUGGAUGGAUGUUUGGAAGGACAGCGAUGUUUAAAUGUUCCUGGAUCAUAUAAAUGUAUUCGAACGCUUUCUUGUGGAACCGGCUACGUGAUGGACUCGGAAACGGAACAGUGCACGGAUGUGGAUGAGUGCAAUUUGGGAUCGCACGAUUGUGGCUCAUUGUAUCAAUGCAGAAAUACGCAAGGUAGUUAUCGAUGUGUUGCGAAGAAAUGUGCAGAUGGUGAGUUGCAAAAUCCGGUGACCGGCGAGUGUACAUCGAUUCAUUGCCCAACUGGAUAUUAUCCAAAAGAAGGACGAUGCAAUGAUAUCGAUGAAUGUGUGAAGGGAAAUCCUUGUCUAGCGAACGAGGACUGCGUGAAUACUCCCGGUGCUUACAGAUGUCAACAACGCGGAAAUCCGUGCACUUUUGGCUAUCAAGUGAAUCCAAAUUCAGGAUUUUGUGAAGAUGUUGAUGAGUGUUUAUCACCAAAUUCUUGUGGUGGAAUGGAAUGUACAAAUCUUCCCGGCUCAUUCAGAUGCAAAUGUCCACAGGGAUAUGAGUUCGAUGAGAAGACAAAGCGAUGUGAAGAUAUUGAUGAAUGCAUUCGAUUCUCUGGCCACGUUUGCGAUGUUUUGGCCACUUGCUCGAACACAAUCGGCUCUUUUCUGUGCACAUGUAAAACCGGUUUCGAAUUGGCGUUGGAUGGGCGAAAGUGUGUUGAUAUUGACGAGUGCUCAAGGAAUAUCGCAAGAUGUGCCCAGAAAUGCGUGAACAUUCCUGGAAGCUAUCAGUGUAUCUGUGAUCGAGGGUACGCGUUGGGACCCGAUGGGGUGACUUGUGAAGACAUUGAUGAGUGCUCGUUAUGGUCGGGAACGGAUCUAGGCAACGAGUUGUGCAUGGGUGAGUGCAUCAAUACCCCCGGCGCAUACACAUGCAAAUGCCCGCCCGGGUACCGGAUUCAACCCGAUGGACGCACGUGUGUUGACAUCGAUGAAUGUGCUCAGGGCGAGUGUCAGGGUUCGGAUCGAGUUUGCGUAAACACUUUGGGCCACUUCAAGUGUCAUCGAAUCGAGUGUCCUUCAAAUUAUGUCCACGACAUUCAUAUCACUUGGCAGUUUAUCGGUUUGCCAAAGAAUGUUCCACUAACAUUGCAUCGUCCAUCAGUGACUUUAUUUACAAUAAAGGGACCAGCCACCGCAGAGAGUCAUGUCCAAUUUGAGUUGGUCAUGAAAAGAGCCAGUCCGGAAGAAAUGGGCGUCAUUCCAGCGAUUCGCGCGAACUUUUUACUGCAAAAGGGAAACGAGCCGAACACAGCUGUUGUGGCUAUGAGAGAUAGUCUUGAUGGUCCACAGCUUAUCGAAUUGGAGCUGAUCCUUCGCCUAACACGAAAUGGACAUUUCGCUGGGAAAUAUCUAGCGAAUCUCGUUAUUCACAUCAGUCCACACGAAAAGAGAAAGAAUCAUUUCUUUCACUCAAUUCACAAAAGAUUU
This is a messenger RNA of Mesorhabditis belari, 2469 nucleotides long. The record is from the annotation of a GenBank genome assembly. Lineage: Eukaryota; Metazoa; Nematoda; Chromadorea; Rhabditida; Rhabditidae.